Symbiodinium sp. CCMP2592 is the source of this 522-nucleotide messenger RNA. The record is from the annotation of a GenBank genome assembly. NCBI's taxonomy places the organism in Eukaryota, Dinophyceae, Suessiales, Symbiodiniaceae.
AUGUCGGCGACCGAAGUCAAGCUCUUCGGGAAGUGGACCUACGAAGAUGUUAUGCUUUCGGACCUGAGCUUGGUUGAUUACAUUGCGGUGAACAAGGCCGCGCAGUCCUUCCUCCCGCACACGCAGGGACGUUACCAGAUGAGGCGGUUCCGCAAGGCCCUGUGCCCAAUCGUGGAGCGCCUCUGCUGCUCCAUCAUGAUGCAUGGGAGGAACAACGGUAAGAAGCUCAUGGCAGUGCGCAUCGUGAAGCACGCUUUCGAGAUCAUCCACCUGCUCACAGACAAGAACCCCAUCCAGGUGUUCGUAGAUGCAGUCAAGAACGGCGGUCCUCGCGAAGACUCCACUCGCGUCGGAUCCGCUGGUGUCGUGCGGCGACAGGCUGUGGAUGUCUCCCCGCUUCGACGGGUGAACCAGGCCAUUUACCUCAUCUGCACCGGAGCCCGAAACAGCGCUUUCCGAAACAUCAAGUCUAUCUCAGAGUGCCUUGCAGAUGAGAUCAUGAAUGCUGCAGCUGGGCCAUGA